AUGGGUUUGAUAUCGUAUUACUGUUUGCUGGUGGUCGUUUUUAUCGCUUUGAUCAUCUAUGAUCUUCUAUUUUAUACUACAUAUUAAAAUGACGUUUGUCCACCAAUUGAGUAUACUGAUGCUACGGCUGAUGAAACUACUGCUGAUGAGAAUGCUGCUGGAAAUCGAUUAUUAAAUCUGAUGGAUAAGAAUAUGGAUGAAUUUGUCAACUCUUAACUUGCAGCCCAAGAUGAAACAACAACAGAUGAAACAACAACAGAUGAAACAGCAACUGAUGAGGCAACUACUUCAUCAUCAACAUUUGCAAAUCAAUUAGUAACAUUACCUUUCAUUAUUAUCUUACUUUAUUGCGGAGUGAUUGGUUUAAUUAUCUUAGCAAUGUUAGGUAUUUACUGCUUUGGCAAGAUGCCUAGUGAGAGAUUUGGGAAUUUAAAUAUGUGUUGGGCUUGUUUGGGUAUCUAUGUAAGAAAUUUUGCCGUUUUGACUAGAUUGUUAUCUUGGGUUGGGAUCUUAUUAAUGGCUAUUCAUGCUAUCAUAACUAUAACGAAUGAGGAGUGUUAAGAUGCGGUCCAUGAAUACAAAUAAAAUAGGAAGAUUUAUCGUGUGGAAGGGGCUAUGUAUGAUUCAUCUAUUCUCUUAAUAAUUGUCAACUUAUGUUUUUGGGGAGCAACUCAUUGUCUUUUGCCCUCUCUGAAACUAUUCAUUGAUGCAGAAUCCUUCUUGUAUGAACCGUUUGAUAGAACCAAAGGUUUAGCCUACUGGUUCUGUUGUAUUAUGCUUGGGCCUUGA
Molecule: messenger RNA, 789 nt
Organism: Paramecium tetraurelia
Lineage: Eukaryota; Ciliophora; Oligohymenophorea; Peniculida; Parameciidae
Exons: 4
Source: RefSeq, a predicted model, not a curated record